CUGGCCUUGUAGCCAUUUUAGGAGGAAAUCCGGAUCGCUACCCCGAGGCGCGGCUUCAAUUUCAAUAACUUUAUUGGGGGCCUUAUCCCGCAGAACAGCCAUUGCACCAGCGGUCCCGGGAGGAGGGAGCGCAUCGCGGGAGGUGGCUCCCGACUCGAGCCGCAAACAUGGGAAACACCACCAGCGACCGGGUGUCCGGGGAGCGCCACGGCACCAAGGCUGCGCGUGCCGAGGGUGCCGGCAGCCAUGCCUCGGGCAAGGAGCACAAGAUCAUGGUCGGGAGCACCGAUGACCCCAGCGUCUUCAGCCUGCAGGACUCCAAGCUCCCUGGGGACAAAGAGUUUGUAUCAUGGCAGCAAGAUCUGGAGGACGCUGUAAAGCCCACACAGCAGGCGCGGCCCACUGUCAUCCGCUGGUCUGAAGGAGGCAAGGAGGUCUUCAUCUCUGGGUCCUUCAACAAUUGGAGUACCAAGAUUCCACUGAUUAAGAGCCAUAAUGACUUUGUUGCCAUCCUGGACCUUCCUGAGGGAGAGCACCAGUAUAAGUUCUUCGUGGAUGGACAGUGGGUUCAUGAUCCAUCAGAGCCUGUGGUUACCAGUCAGCUUGGCACAAUUAAUAAUUUGAUCCAUGUCAAGAAAUCGGAUUUUGAGGUGUUUGAUGCUUUAAAGCUAGAUUCUAUGGAAAGCUCAGAGACAUCUUGCCGAGACCUUUCCAGCUCACCUCCAGGGCCUUAUGGUCAAGAAAUGUAUGUGUUUCGAUCUGAGGAGCGAUUCAAGUCCCCGCCCAUCCUUCCUCCUCACCUUCUCCAAGUUAUUCUUAACAAGGACACUAACAUUUCUUGUGACCCCGCCUUGCUCCCGGAGCCCAACCAUGUUAUGCUGAACCAUCUCUAUGCGUUGUCCAUUAAGAUAAAGAAACUAAGGCUCAGAGAAGGUCAAAUUGCCAGACAGUGUGAUGGUCCUUAGUGCUACUCAUCGCUAUAAGAAGAAGUAUGUCACUACGCUGCUGUACAAGCCCAUCUGAAGGGAUCCCUUCCUGCCUCCUGGGAUUCCAGAGGAGCCUCACCCUUACGUUUCUGGACUGAGCCAGUCUUAGCCUGAGACUGGAAGGCCGACUUGCUUUGAGGCUGAUGCGUGUGUUUCAGAGCCUCUGAGUAGGAUGCUCGGCUUUUGCAUUUGAUUGCAGAUGAGAGCUUUAUGAGUUCAUGGAAUUUAUUUUAAGAAAAAAAAAAAAAUCUGUGAGAAUAAGGUUAUUGGAAGCCUCCUAACCCCAGCUAGAUGUAUUCUUUCUGCCUGUGGGCACUCACCAAGAUCUGUUUGGGGGAACUGCAGGAAGGACCAUACAGGAAGCUUUUUUCCUAAAAUGAAUGAACUGCAAACUCUCAGGAUCCUUGCUAGGUGAAGAUUCUAUCCCUGCCACCUUGAUUCUCCAAGGGAUGGAUCAUGGCAGACUGCUGCCCUCCUCACAGCUGCCUCAUUGCAGAGGCAGCUUUUCUUGCAUGGGUUCUCUGUAUUCCCAGAGUACGUGGCACACUUUGUGUUUUUUUUUUAAUGACACCAGAUGCCCCUUAACAACCUCUCCUCUCAUUUCACAUUAUAGCUUUGAUACCCACCUUCAGAUCCCACGCCUAAUCCAUAUCUAACGUAAACCUCACUGGGUAAGUGUCCCCUUUGAAAGACUCUGUUGGACCUGACCCACCUCAGAGACUAGGGUUGCAGGAAGGUCUCCUUUUUAGCCUAGCAGAGGCCUAGGCCUCUUUAUUACUGCUUGUUUUAACUCCACUAAAGGAAAGAUGACUCCGCAUCAGGACAGACAGAAUGCAGAAGACCUCCUUCCUUGUUUUAAUUUGGUGCAACACACCUUACUGUGUUGGCACAUUUUUGUAGGUAUUCCCUCCUCGCCCAGGCCUGUGUAAUGUCUUUUUUUUUUGCCCUCAGAGCAGACAGUUCUGAAGUAAGGUAAAAACAGUACCAGGGAAAACCUCCAUGCUUUUCAUCCUUGGAAGAUUUUUAUGUGCCUACAUUUUUCUUUAAUUGAAAAAGAAAAAAAAAAAAAAAGCCUUUUCACUGGUCUUAAGAGAUUAUAUAGGAAAACUUCAGUCUCUUGUGACAUGAUUCCUAAGAUUUUUUGGUCUAGCCUGCUACAAUCUUAACGUAAGUAUGGCCAACCCCGUGCGUAAUGUUAAGCACUGCUCUAAGUACGCAAAUUUAUUCAGUUCCAUUUGAUGCACCUGAAGGAUUCCUUCAACAGGGAAUCAAAAGAUUGAUUAGGCCAAGAUGCAAAAAAGUAACCCUGGUGUUCCAAUCAUGAAAAGUAUGACUCUUUGCACUUAGCUCUAACAGGAUCAUUUUGUUCUUCUGCUCCCUCUUUUUAAGUGUUUGAGGAUGAAGUGGGAUCAAUGCUUUCCAUUUGUAGACUGAAAAGUAGCUGUUCAGUCCACUCCUGGGGUUCCAAGUAUCUGUGGCUCUUCAAUUUUACGAAUAAAUGCAAGGCAGACACCCAACCCUGAAGGAGGCCAGCUGUUGAUGAUUGAGAGACUCCCUGACUGCUAAGAUGAGCCCAGCCACACUGAGAGGGCACUCACAUGUCAGUUUAGCUACCUCCUGUCUUUCCCAUGCAACACUGGCAACACAGUUGUCUUAGGGGUAUGGAAAUCUCUUGGAUCCCAGGUGUGAGGCAGCAGGGUGUAAGGUUGUUGUUUUGCUGGGAAGGCAAAAUACUAAGUGCUUAGGUGGUUAAUUGCUGAGAGUAAAUAACUGCUUUACCACCCAAGGCGCCUUCUGCAGUAGAAAGCUUUUGUGGAGAGCCAUUUAUGGUCCCAACCACUUUUUGAACAGUGUGCCAUUUUUUAAAUCCAGGUCAAGUUCUAUUAUAACCAACUCUCAGGUUCUAUAUAGUCUUCAGUUACACUAGAAUUUUGUUUUCAUCCAGUACCCAUUAAAUAAGUGGCCAUUUAUGAGGAUUCAAAAUCUUCAUUAUGUGGAGGAUUUUGUUGCAUUCAUAUUUCAUGUAAACAGGGCUGAAAUAUAAUUGUCUAUGUGUUCAUGUAUUAAAAUUUUUACUCUACACAGGUGUAUCAGUAGAGUGGAGCGGGAAAAGAGAUCCCUUCAGUUUCUCAGGCCAGAGGCUUCUGUGAACUGGGUCUGGCUCCAGUGACUGUAGGUUUUGGUGCUGGUGUCCUCCAGAUCCUUCUAAUCUGGAAAUGGGCAGAGAGUGUCAGUUUCCUAAGUUCUGAGGUAGUCCCUCAGCCAGAUGUGAAAUGGGAGCCCACCAGCUGGUAUGGAAGGGGAUGGGUAAGAGGAACUGGGUAAUGUUUCACUUAGCACUGUCGCUUCUUUAUACUGAAAACACAUCCCAUGGCCCCCAGAAACCCUACCACAAUCCUGGUCUGUCCCCACAGAAACUGUUCUGGAGGGUAGAGAGGGAGGGAAGAAGGUGGCCCAGAGUACAACUCACUCAUUCUUUUCUGUGGGUUUGUUAAAGAGAAAGUUUUAUUUUAUGCAGAAGAGAGUUUGGUAGAUUUUGAAAAUGAGUAAAGGGAAUAAAGAUUU
Messenger RNA from Loxodonta africana (African savanna elephant), 3551 nucleotides. It is a transcript of the gene PRKAB2, whose product is annotated as protein kinase AMP-activated non-catalytic subunit beta 2. Bases 168 to 965 code for a protein of 265 amino acids. Gene Ontology annotation, cellular component: cytoplasm; nucleus; nucleotide-activated protein kinase complex. Lineage: Eukaryota; Metazoa; Chordata; Mammalia; Proboscidea; Elephantidae. The record is from RefSeq and is a predicted model, not a curated record. Gene Ontology annotation, biological process: signal transduction. The transcript has 9 exons. Gene Ontology annotation, molecular function: protein kinase binding.